AUACGUACACAUCACGACGAAACGAAGCGCACGAUUGAUUGGCAGCACUAGCUUGAGGGCGUCGAUUCCUGCGCCAACGGAAACCGAGUAGACAGACCGCUCGCUGGCUGCCCAAACACGUACAAUCGCGCCGUCACAUCGCAGAGUCGUCGAAACCACAUCUACGUUGCCGGAGACUAGUUCAGCAUGGCAACCAAAACAGCGCCGCCAAAUGGCACCGCCACUCUGAACAAGGCGCACACUGCGGAAUUGCAGGAACACAAAGUGGUCGUCGCGCCGAGAAGACGGGGGAUAAAGCCAAAGAAGGUUGAGGAUGAGGGGCUGAUGGCAUCGCUAUGCACUCUCCUGUGCGAUCACCAGAUGGGCAUCUCCAUCAAUCUGCUCUCCCUCCUCUGCCUGACACACUUGUUCUUCCCCCGCGCCUGUAGCCAAACCACCAAGUUCUUCACAAUGUCGUACUACAACCCAGAAACAGAAAUGUAUGGCUGCGGCGCCGAUGACUUGCCAUUCGUUAUGUUGUGGACACUACUUUUCACAGGCUUGAGGGUCUUGGCAAUGGAGUUUCUCCUUGAUCCGCUUGCGAGGUGUGCAGGAAUCCGGACGAAGAAGGGGUUGGACAGAUUCAAGGAACAGGCGUGGUUGGUUGUGUACUACACUGGGUCAUGGUCGCUAGCUAUGUACAUCAUGUACCAUUCAGAUUUCUGGCUGAACCUCCCCGCAGUCUGGGAAGGCUGGCCUUUCCGAGAGAUCGACGGACUCUUCAAGUGGUAUUACCUUGUUCAAUUGGCCUUCUGGAUCCAGCAAUUGCUCGUCGUCAACAUAGAGGAGAAGCGCAGUGACUACGCGCAGAUGUUCACACAUCACAUCUUCACAACUGCGCUCAUAGGCGUCUCGUAUAGUUUCUAUCACACGCGCGUCGGUACCGUCAUUCUAUGCAUAAUGGAUUUCGUGGACAUCGUCCUACCAACGGCUAAGCUCCUCAAAUAUAUGGGCUACACCACCGCUUGCGAUAUUGCGUUUGGCGUGUUCGUCAUUGCCUGGAUCAUCACCCGCCACGCCCUCUUCAUGACGGUUUGCUGGUCCAUAUACGCGCACGCCGACGUCUACAUCCCACACGCCUGCCACCUAAUCGACAAAACGGUCGUUUACGCCACAGAUGCCGCGCGAUACGAUGCCGCAGGCGGUAACCAAAUCUGGGCCAACCUUUUCUCGGCGUACCGCGACCCCAACGGCCCUGUCUGCUGGAUGCCAAGCAUCAGAUGGUACUUCCUGGCCCUACUGUUGUCGCUGCAAGUAUUUUGCUGCAUCUGGUUCUGCUCCAUCGUGAAAGUCGUGUAUAAAGUACUCGAAGGGGCUGGUGCGGAGGAUGUGCGUUCCGAUGACGACGAGGAUGAGUUGGUGGAAAACGACACGGUCCUGAACGCGGCAAACGCGAAUGCAGAUUCGGGCUUGAGCGCGCCGCCAAAAGAGGAGGAAGUCGGCGUCGAAGCGCUGACGUUUGCCCGCAUGAACGGCGCGAGCCAGCGACGACAAAAUCGCGUUUCUUCCUCGAGAGCGAGUGGCAUUAGUAUUCCUGGGCAUGGCGACCGGAAGGAGUUGCUGGGCCGUAUUGGGUGCGAUAAGCCUUCAUGAGUGUGCGUUUUGACAGCCUGGAUGCGGUCAUACAUGUCUGCUAUUGUUUCUGGGCUAAAAGGAACGUGGAGUCCAGGGGUGUUUUGGGUGGGAUAUACAUACCCUAGAAGCAUAGAUUGUGUAAUCCUAUCUACUUCGCUUUUUGACACUUGGCCUGGUGCAAUGGGGGAGGUGAAUUUGGAGAAUGUGUCAAGAUCAAAUAACGCUACAGGUGUACUAUGGAAUGAGAUAU
Messenger RNA from Dothidotthia symphoricarpi CBS 119687, 1864 nucleotides. RefSeq names its product longevity assurance proteins LAG1/LAC1. Gene Ontology annotation, molecular function: sphingosine N-acyltransferase activity. Gene Ontology annotation, biological process: ceramide biosynthetic process. Lineage: Eukaryota; Fungi; Ascomycota; Dothideomycetes; Pleosporales; Dothidotthiaceae. The record is from RefSeq and is a predicted model, not a curated record. The transcript has 4 exons. Gene Ontology annotation, cellular component: membrane. The coding region runs from base 187 to 1632 and encodes 481 amino acids.